Rhopalosiphum maidis (corn leaf aphid) is the source of this 2828-nucleotide messenger RNA. It is a transcript of the gene Sas-4, whose product is annotated as centromere protein J. The transcript has 8 exons. Gene Ontology annotation, molecular function: tubulin binding. The coding region runs from base 280 to 2736 and encodes 818 amino acids. The record is from RefSeq and is a predicted model, not a curated record. Gene Ontology annotation, cellular component: centriole; centrosome; nucleus. Lineage: Eukaryota; Metazoa; Arthropoda; Insecta; Hemiptera; Aphididae. Gene Ontology annotation, biological process: cilium assembly; centriole elongation.
GUUAAAACUUGUGUUUGUUAUUUAAAUUUUAAGCAACUAAAACGUCUAAAACAUUAUAAAUACACAAAUAUUAUGUAUUAGACAUUAGUUUAAUUAUUAUUAUCAAAUAUCAAUCAUCCUAUCUGGUAUCUGCUUUAGGCCUGCAAAGGUAUUUUUAUAAUUUUAAUCAAACGGGUUAUCCACUGUGUAUUAUAAUGUAUACAUUUUUAACUGUGUAUUCAUUAAACCAGUAGUUUUGUUAGGUUCUAACAAUUUUUUUCCCCCAUUUUUAUACGUGAAAUGAGUACAAAUUGUGACAUAAUGGAUCUAAUGAAGGACUAUGGUUCCGAGUUUAACAUGUCUACUGUUAUGCAAUGUGUACAAGAAUUAAAAGCCUGGCAAGAAUCGCAACAGCAAAAAUUAUGUGAAAAUCCAACUAUGGACACAUUAACUAAUGAGAUGGAAGAUGUGUUAAGAUCAUUUGAUAUUCCAGAAAAUUUGCAAGAAAAUCAAUAUGACGAUAGGGUAUCUUCUUAUUCAGAAAUAGACGAAGAACUAUUGAAAAAAUUUGGUUACCAAAAAGAUAUAAUUUCUUCACCGGCUUCAAAUUCAAGAGAUGACAUAGUAAUAUUAUCACCCAAUAAACAUUUUGAUAAAAUUGGCAAAUCAAAGGCAGUAGAAUGUAAUACUAAUAUUGAUGAAGAUAAAAAAUUAGAAAAUGAAAUUGAAUGCAAAACUAUUAAACCUAAAAAACCAUAUUUAAAAAGAGGUACAGGUCUGGCUAGGUAUGGUUUAAACAUAGAAGAAGUAAAAAAAAAAACGGGUAAAUUGAAAUUUAAGAAACCAAUUCUAUCAGUUCCAUCCAAAAUUAAAGUACCAAGAAAGUGUUUGAAUCAAGUCAAACCAUUUCCAAAAACAGAAAUAGUUACUAAGCCAACUGAAAGUACACGUCUAGAUUUAAAAAAAGUUGAAGUAACUAAUUCUUGGAAUAGGUAUGAGCCUAAAGAUUAUUCAGAUAAUGAAGAAAAGUAUAAUAAUACAGAACAAAAGGAAUUACGUGCAUUUGAAAUAUUAGAGGAACGUGCAAACAAUUCUAAUUUAAAUGCAUCAUCACCUACUGUAUGUGAACUCUUAAAAAGAGGACAUAGUUCCAAAAGUAAUAGAGAAUUACCUGCAUCACGGCUAGUUCGUUCUUUAAAUUUUGAUAAAAUAAAUUCAUCCACUCCUAGACAAAAUGUUGAUGAUUCUGACGAUUCCUAUUCAGACUCUAGCCAAGAAUGUGAUCCAUUAGAUUUAACAGAAGAUGUACUAAAAGAUAAGAAUUUAAAUGGUAACAAAAAAGAUAACACUAAAAGAAAAGUUGAUACAGUUAUUUUAACGGAUAAUGAAAAGAAAUAUUUAGAAAACUAUUCCAAGACAUCAGAAAUCAUGAAAAAUGUAGAGUUUGAUCAAUCAUUUGAUACAGAAAUACUAAGUAAGAGACUUGAGGAAUUGGAAUCUGAAAUUGAAACAUUUCGGUUAGAAAACACUAAGUUAAUGAAGUUGCAACGAGAAUUUGAGCUUGAAAGACAAAAAUUCUUUAAGAGUAAAGAUGAUUUUUUAAAGAAAUUAAAUGAUGAAAAAAAAAAUCAGGAAGAAAUGUUGGCAGAAGAAAGAAAAAAAUUCAUAAAAGAAAAAGUUUUAUUUGAGAAAAAUACCAGAGAAUUAAGAAAUAAACCCAAUAGACAAGAAAGAGAAGAAAUAAAAAAAUUAAAAGAACAAUUAACUGAAUUAAAAGAUGAAUUUAAUAAAAAAGAAUCUAGAUGGGCAACUGGCCAAGCUCGACUAAGGACUCAGAUGAAAGUAUUAGAAAAUAGUAAUACUGCUUUGCGCAAUGAACUUGAAUUAUUAAGGAAAAUGUCCUCGAAUAAAAAAGUUACAUUUAAAACACCAUCUGAAAAACAAGCUUUAAGGAAUACCAAAAUGAUUCAUAAUGUUAACACAGAAAUCAGUAAACUAUCACCAGAUGAUAUAUCAUCUAUGGUUGAUCCUAAAACUAAAAACGUUCCUGCAUCUAUAUUGAGGAAACCUUUAAUUACGACUAUUGAUAAUGAAUCGUCUGAUGAGUUGUCCUCAGAUGAAAAUCUGUUUUCCAAAAAUCUCUCUCAUAAUAGUGAUAAUGAAAAUGAUAUUAAUGAAUCGAAUAGUACUCAAAGUAGUAAUUGUGGUGUAAUCCGUGAGACUGUUUUAGAAGAUGGGCGUAAAGAAAUUUUGUAUUCAAAUGGCAAUCUAAAAAAAAUUUCUUCUGAUGGCAGUAAUGUAAAAGUAAUUUAUUAUAACGGUGAUGUGAAAGAAACAAAAGAUGAUUUUGAACGUUAUUAUUUUGCUAAAAACAAAACAUACCAUACAACAUACAAUACUGGUCUAGAGAUAAUUGAAUUUCCUAACGGGCAAACUGAAAAGCAUUACAAAGACGGAAAAGUAGAAAUUGAAUAUGUAGACGGUAAAAAGCAUACAGUGUAUCCAGACCACAAGGAAAUUUGGAAUUACUUGGAUGGUUCAGUUUUGACAGUGGAUCCAAAUGGACAUCGUGAAUUGGUAUUACUAAAUGGUCAACGAGAAAUACACACCAACGAAUUCAAGAAAAGAGAAUAUCCUGAUGGUACAACAAAAAUUGUUUAUCCAGAUGGGUCACAUGAAACCAAAUAUCCUGAUGGUAGAAUAAGAAAAAAGGACAAGGAUGGUAAAUUGAUAUUGGACACUAGUAUAUCAUCUUAGAACAUAUAUAAGCUAAUAUAAAUUGUUGAUCCUUCAAUUAAAUUUUUCUUAUUUUUAUUCUAUUUAUUAUUAUUUUUAUAUGUUUUAUAACG